UCUCCGUCUUCUCAGCCGCCUCUACACGCCGAGAUGGAUUCCGACGCUCGACCCAGGCCUCCCAUCUCCGCUGGGAAGAGGCCCGACCGUCCCUUGGAGUCACCAGCCAAGGGCACCUCGAUGGCCGACCAGAUCUGGACUCCGGAGAAGCCGGCGCGGCUCCCGCGGCGGUCCGGGAACCGGAGUAUCGCGUUCUCAGUGAAGGAGGUGCGGAAGGUCGCGCUGGGGCUUCAGACGGCUGCAGAUCGGCCCGAUCACUCUCGAUCCGGCAAUGACGACGAUCUCCAGUCGGUCGAGCAGCAGCUCGGAGCCAGCUCGGUGCCCGGUUCCAGUCCUAAGUCGUCCAAGGCUAGAGGUGUCAUCAAGCUUCCUGAAAAAUAUGAGAUACUGUGUGAAUUCUUCAACUGCAUGGAGAGUUCAAUUCGCUUGCUUCGGCUGAAAGGAUCUAUGUGCACCUUCGCGAAUAUCCUCUCCAGCAUUCAGCAUUUGACAGAAAGGAGGUUCACUUAUGCGCAUCUAGCGCAGUUGAAGUACAUAAUGCCUGAAGCUAUAAUCAUUAAGAAGGUGAUUUUGCAUGAUGAGGCCACUUGUUGUAUGAAGCCAGAGCUUCAGGUCACUCUUCAAGUUGAUGCAGUAGCCAAGAACAUCAAUGGAAAAACUGAGAGUGGGUAUUCGAUCUUGAGGAAAGUCUUCAGGGAAAGGAUUGUUGGCUUCAAUAAAGAACAUCCAGAGGGAGAUGAUGUUCCUGAGGAGCAAUUGCCUCAUCCUUUCAAUCAAACGAAGCCAAGUGUUCUUCCAAUUGUCUCUAACGCCAAUGCUAAACUGACUUGCACCAAGCCUUCAUCAAGUACUACUAGCCAUCAACAAUUUUCGGUGCCAUCUCACUUGUCCCAAUCUUUCCAGAGGCGGUUUUCUCGGAAAUUCCCCACCCAUGGUUCAGAGCAAACCCCUCUUAUGACCUUUGGCAAAGCUUGUCCUAAAGAUGAUCUUUCUGUCCCUCUUGCUUCGUCUCCUAGCAAAUGCAAUUUGAAACCACCCAUAUUUAGGAAUUCGAUGCUUGGUUCUCCCAUUUCAUUGACCAUAUCAAGCAAAUGUGGCACUAGUGAAGAGGAGACCCAAAAGUUCAUAAGAACUGACAACUUUCCUCAUAAUGAACAAAAUGUCAAAGAGGGAACUCCUGCAAAACUAGUUUCCACUCCCUUAAGGUUAAUGUCUAAUACACCAGAUAUGGCAACACCAAAAAGAUGUAGGACAACCCCAAGCUGUGAUUCUCCACUAUCGAAUAAAUCUGUGAAGCGAUCAACGCGUACAAAAUUGUUUAUGACUCCAACAAAGAGUGCAAAAGCAGGGGAUGAAGAGUAUGAAGAUAGGAGUCUGUCUGCCGAUGAUGAUGUCCUCAAUAUUAUACCAGAAUCUCUCUUGCAGUCGAUUAAGGAGAAGGAGAGGAAAACAGCACAGGAGGAGGAGGCUGGUGUUUCCAAUGCAAUUAGAAGGCAAAAGUUGAUAGCCUCAUUGCCUUGUAUUUUUGACAUGAUUCUACUCAUAUUUCAGUCGUGGAAGAGGUCUGUCAUGACAAAGAAUGAGCUAAUUUACAAGCUACUAUCAAAUAAUUGUAAAAUAGUCGAUAGAGGUGAAGUGGAAGAACAGCUGAAACUCUUGUUAGAAUUGGUUCCAGAUUGGAUCUCUGAAAAGAUUGCCUACAGUGGUGACAUUCUCUGUUGUGUCACUGGGUCAUCAAAUCCAGAAGAGAUUCGACGAAGGUUAGCGGAAGCAGAGUAGGAGAAUGCAAGUAGGAAGUUUCAGGUGCAUAUAUAGAAGCUUAAACAACAUUAUCUAAAGAUCUCCCGGGAACGUUUACAAUGAAGAAAGAUGUCAGUACUACUUGGUGUUAAGUUGGUUCUUGUUAAGCACAGCCAAAAUGAAGUGUGUUUUUGAGAUAUAUAAAGAGAUCUUCUAGUGCUUUAAAGCACAUCAUUUGCUAAUAGAGAAGAUUGAUAUUGACUUCUCUUUUAGUUCUUGUAAUAUUGUGUUUUAUGCAAAUUCAUGAAGCAAUGA
This is a messenger RNA of Musa acuminata subsp. malaccensis (wild Malaysian banana), 2055 nucleotides long. Its product is annotated as CDT1-like protein a, chloroplastic. NCBI's taxonomy places the organism in Eukaryota, Viridiplantae, Streptophyta, Magnoliopsida, Zingiberales, Musaceae. Gene Ontology annotation, biological process: DNA replication preinitiation complex assembly; mitotic cell cycle; DNA replication checkpoint signaling. Gene Ontology annotation, cellular component: nucleus. The record is from RefSeq and is a predicted model, not a curated record. Gene Ontology annotation, molecular function: DNA polymerase binding; DNA binding.